Messenger RNA from Sabethes cyaneus, 1598 nucleotides. RefSeq lists its product as uncharacterized. The record is from RefSeq and is a predicted model, not a curated record. The transcript has a single exon. NCBI's taxonomy places the organism in Eukaryota, Metazoa, Arthropoda, Insecta, Diptera, Culicidae. Bases 127 to 519 code for a protein of 130 amino acids.
AGUGUGGAAGCACAUCAUCACAGAAUAUUGGACAAUCGAGAGAUCCUCGCAUGCUAGAAAAGCGAAAAGUAGAUCGUAGCUUUUUCUUCUGGAAAAAAACUUAGCAAAAAAUUAGUCAGAGUCAAAAUGGUUGCUACGAAGCACCGAAUUACGUCACGAUUCGAAAAGUCAGACAAUCUAGACGAUUGGAUCCGUAGGAUCAAAAACAAGAAAUUCAUGGUUAAGCGUGAAACUCGCGGACAGGACUUGCGAGUGUUGGCCAUGCUAACCGGAGCACUUUCUCACGCCGAAGAAUGCCAGCGGCGUGAGAAAAUCCGCAAGCAGGAAGAUAGAGCCAUUAAGUGGGCCCGGAUUCGUUCCCGGCUCGCGGAACCGCCUCAGAUGUACUGUGACCUGGAGGAAGAGGAAGAAGAUGAAAAAUCGCGUAACGCGUCCAACACCAUCUGGAGUGAAGAUUUUAACGGCAUCAAUACUUUCAUAACGGAACUGAGCAAUAUCAAGACCUCCGUCAGCCGAUAGAGAUUCUUUUUUCCAAACUAAUGUACUAAAGUUAGGGAACACUCUCGAUCUCAAUAAUGAGUGCAAUCUUUAAACUUCACAUUAGGCGUCACUUUGUUACGACGUAGAAGGUACGUUUUCGAUCACCAGCCAGAAGUUGUGAAAACAUUUUUUCGCUGGCCGCCAUUUUGAAAAUGAAAAUUUUCAUCAUGUUUGAUCUUGCGCACGCACACACUUGCUCGCAAAUACGUAUAUAUCCACAAAUGUACUCACAGUACAAUGUGAUCAGGAAGAAUGCGCUUCGGUAUCAAUGCCACUCGGUAAGCAACCUGUCGGGGUUAUAUGUUCGUGUAAGUGUGUGUGCGUGCAAGGGUGACUGUUCGCACGCAAGGGGAAUAUUUUGUUUGUCCGUUUGUGGACUUUCCCUUCCCGGUACAAUAACAGAGCGAAUGACUGAGCGACUAGAAACGGGCUUGAGUGCAAUAUAUCUGUAUGUCGCCUUGGGUUCUCCCCACCCGUGUCAAUGCUGUCGUCAUCGCCGACCGCGCUUUGCUUUGCUGGUGAUCGAAUCCGUUGAGUACGUGCGUAACGACGCAACGCCAUAGUGAGCGAGGGACAAGGGGGGGAAACAAAAGCCUUUGUUUGAAAGCAGAUUUUUCUUCUUUUGAAGGAAAAUUCCAUCGAUGCAAUCGAAGACGAGAGUUGUCAAGGCUGAGCAAAAAUUGUGAUGAAAUAAUCGGAUUAAAGUUGUAUAUUUUUGUAAACUGAUUUGUACAAAGCUAUUUUUCCUCCGACAUGUGUCACCAGGACAGAGUAGGCGAUUUGUUAGCGUCUGUUUGCCAGGUUGAAGAACAUUGUUCAGGGACAAGACAGAAGAAGAAGAAUAUCGAGCUCCGUUACGUAGAUUGUAGCAUAUAUAGGUCACGCGAUUCCAAAUCAUUGUAAGACAAUUUCGGUAGAGGAUCUCUAGGCUAUAGGAUAUUUUUUAUUUAUCUACAGAAGAAAAUGUACUACAUGAAAAGCAUAAGAAAAUCAAAAAAAACUCAACCAUUUUAGAAGCGCCUAUCGUGUAAACAGUGUCAUUUAAUGAAGUUUUUCAU